GGACGGCGCUCACAAAAAUGAAGGCCAUGCUGUCACCACACAUGCUCCUCCUCAAGUUCCCCACACACGCUGGCGUCGGCCAAGUGCGAGGGGACCAAUUGAGUGCACGGACGUGUUACGUUUCGGCAACCAAGGAAUCGGCAAGGGCUGCGCUUCGCGAAACAUACUCGGUCGCCACCAGCUUGGGCGUACCGAACGGCAGGGGGACGGACAAACCAGAUGACCCCCGAGAUGAGACUGUAACCCCGCAAGCGCAACCCGCCGAAGAUUUAGAACCAGUCACCCUCUCCGAAGCACAACCGGACAGACAAGUUCGAAUCGGUACAACCUUGAGUCCGGCACUGAGGGCCGAUUUUAUCACCUUCCUGCGCACCAAUACAGAAGUCUUCGCCUGGUCAUACGACGAUAUGCCCGGUAUCGCCCCGAGCGUCAUCAGUCACAAGCUCAGCAUCUGCCCCACUUUCAAACCCAUCAGGCAGAAACGGCGGGCCUACGAUGCCGAACGGUAUGAGGCAAUGAGGCUCGAAGUAGACAAACUGAAGACCAUCGGCUUCAUCCAGGAAGUAACCUACCCAAUUUGGCUGGCACCUCGAUGGAAGUCUAUGUGGACGAUAUGCUGGUCAAGAGCAGAACGGCCGAUUCUCAUCUCCACAACCUUUCGCUCAUGUUCGGCGUCUUAAAAAAGUACAACAUGCGCCUCAACCCGAGCAAGUGUGCCUUCGGCGUUUCCUCGGGCAAAUUUCUCGGCUUCAUGAUCAGCCAACGAGGAAUCGAGGCCAACCCUGAAAAAAUCAAGGCAUUACUCGACAU
Messenger RNA from Prunus avium (sweet cherry), 810 nucleotides. The record is from RefSeq and is a predicted model, not a curated record. NCBI's taxonomy places the organism in Eukaryota, Viridiplantae, Streptophyta, Magnoliopsida, Rosales, Rosaceae.